This is a messenger RNA of Oikopleura dioica, 336 nucleotides long. The record is from the annotation of a GenBank genome assembly. Lineage: Eukaryota; Metazoa; Chordata; Appendicularia; Copelata; Oikopleuridae.
AUGGCGGAGCACGGAGCCGCCCUGCAAACUUACAACAACGAGCUAGUGAAGUGCAUCGAGGACUUGAAUCAAAGACGGGAUGAAGUUUCGAAGGAAAUCAAACUUGACGAGAGCGAGAAGGAAAAACUCGAGCAUGAUAUUGCGAUCCUCCACGAACGGCUUCAGAAAGUCAACACUUCGCUCGCCAGGAAGAUUCAAAUUAGAGAUGAAUACGACCAGACAAUUGCGGAAACCGAAGGCGCCUACUCCAAAAUCCUGGAAACAUCUCAGACCCUGUUGAACAGCGUAAAAAUGCAGAUGACGCACAAAUCGCCAAAGAAAGACUUCAAAGCAUAA